Molecule: messenger RNA, 2030 nt
Organism: Polypterus senegalus (gray bichir)
Lineage: Eukaryota; Metazoa; Chordata; Cladistia; Polypteriformes; Polypteridae
Gene: tm4sf5
Product: transmembrane 4 L six family member 5
Exons: 5
Coding region: 79-675 (198 amino acids)
Cellular component (GO): membrane
Source: RefSeq, a predicted model, not a curated record
AGAUAACAGUUUGCCGCUGAUUCAGAGUAACCACUUCUCACGCUUCUGUCUUCUUGUUUGCAGCUGCUCUUGUCAAAGAUGUGUACUGGAAAGUGUGCUCGUCUAAUAGGGCUCACUUUGAUCCCAAUGAGCUUUGCAUGUAUAAUAUCCAACCUGCUUUUAUUAUUUCCAGAUGGAAAAAAGCUGCCCUCUGACCACAUAACAAUACAAGCCUGGCUCAUGGGGGGAAUCAUCGGAGGUGGUUUAUUUAUCCUGUGUCCAGGCUGUUCGGCCAUUAGAGCUGGUGGCAAAGGUUGCUGUGGAGCAGGAUGUUGUGGAAAUCGAUGCCGGAUGCUGAACUCUGUGUUCUCCUCUGCCUUUGGUGUGGUGGGAGGUUUGUACUGCCUGUCUGUGGCAUCAUCAGCACUCAAUGAUGGCCCCAAAUGCAAGACUGCUGAAAACAAAUGGGAGUACCCCUUUUCUGGAAAUAACAGCUACUUGUUCAACAAGGACCUAUGGAAAUCAUGCAUAGAGCCCAAUAACAUUGUCCUUUGGAACAUCGUUCUCUUUUCCAUUCUGCUUAUUCUUGGAUUUGUGGAAGUGGUGCUGUGUGGCAUUCAGGUUAUCAACGGAUGUUUUGGCUGUGUGUGCGGGGACUGCCGCAAGAGGGGUCGAGAGGAUGAUGAUGGCUUUUGAACACUGCUGAGACAAUCCAAUUUUAUUAUCUUCUCCUCCCAUUUUCAACUAUUAUGCACAACAUUUUACUGUGCGUUACUAUGCAGGAUGACAUGAUGUAAAAAGAAGCCCCUCCAGAUGCAUCCAUCUCAAAAUUGAUGUUUGUGCAAAGUCCUGAGAUAUCAAGUCACAGCAUCUUCAAGUAAAUCGUCAUAAAGAUGUGAAAGCUAACACUCCAAAAUAUCUGUAAUGUUUACCAAAGAAUGUAACAAAACAUCUUAAUGAGAAGUGGCCAUUCAGUCCGGUACAGUCUGUCCUUUCCUUUUCAUGUCUUUAUGUGCAGCAACAGAAUUUCUGAAGCAGCCCAUCUCAUUGUUCAAUAUUCUUGGCCCACUAUUAUCCAUAUCUGGUGUGUGCCUGCCAAACUCAUGUCAUUCUAACAUUCAAAUCCAAACUCAGAACUUCUCUAUUGUAUCCUGAAAUGAAAAUUCUUUACUCCGUGUCACUGAUUUUUCACCGUACACUGUAUCCUUACAACAUCUUGAUGACAGUGAAUCAAUUCUUAAAGAAGACAUUGCUUCAUUUUGUACUGUGAUAUUAAUUACUGUUUAAAUGGCUAUGUAAAAGAGGAAUAGAGGAAUGUAGCUUUAUAAAAUGUAAGCCAAUAAACUGGCAAUGUUGCAGAUUUUAAACAUUUUUUGCAAGUGUUGUUGAAAGACCCCACCAGACACCUGAGGUGGUGAGCUGACAUACCCCUGCCAUUCUCUAUCUUCAUUCUCUCUUGUCCUCAAGAUAUCUGUUGUCAAGGGACAAACAGCGGACCCCAGCCCUGUGAAGGCAAACUGUGCCUGAGGAUUUGAGGGGAAAGGCUUCUGAAGAAGCUCACUUUCCAAAAGUCACAUUGAACCAAAAACUGUCUUGAAGCAAAGAUACAAAAGGUCUUUAAGAGUCUGAGUGCCAAGCCUCCAUCUGCUUGAUAUGCUAAGGCUCACAUUUUCUGUGAGUCAGGCAGGCAGCCCAGCAGAUUCAUCCUUUUCCAUUAGGGUGGUGGAAGACACGACCAAAAACUCACCUUAAGCACAAAAUAUGCUAUAAUUGGUUUUAUUUCUCUAGCACUGCAUUCUGGGAUUGUUUCAGAUGACAUGAAUGGAAAAGAAUUCAGGCUUUAAGAAAACUAAAACUCCCUAAUAUUACCAGUUUCUUUUCCUCAAAGUCGUUUAAACCCCUUCAGUCACAGUGAUUGAUAUAUCAAAAUAUCAGAUUGAUUGUUAAUUUCUUUUUAUGUCUUAUUUUUUUUAAUGAGAGCAAUGUUUAUGUUUCUAAUGAUAUAUGUGCUGCAGUAUUUCUCUAAAUAAACACAAGCACCUUUCAAAUAA